Molecule: messenger RNA, 1003 nt
Organism: Syzygium oleosum
Lineage: Eukaryota; Viridiplantae; Streptophyta; Magnoliopsida; Myrtales; Myrtaceae
Exons: 6
Coding region: 266-739 (157 amino acids)
Biological process (GO): proteasome assembly
Source: RefSeq, a predicted model, not a curated record
CUUCUAUAUACUUAAAACAAAAUUAUCGCAAUGAAGAAAAAUGACAUAAACAAUUCAUCCAUCAUCCUCCGCUUCAAAAGUUUUCUCUGUGAAAAUUUGGUGCUCGCGAGAGGGGGUUGCGCUUCCGUCUUCCGCCGAGGUCCGGCGGACUGCGUGACAGGGACUUUGUUGGUCAAGCAUAGAAGAACCUUGCCAAGGGAGAGUUCUUGCUGGAGUCUUAUAGGUUAAAUCAUCGCAAGCACUGAACUCCAUAAUCUCUUUUGCAAUGACUCAUGAUGAUUUGGGUAUUGAUGGAUUGAAUUUAAGCGACUCCUGCAACUCGGCCCCAAUCUCCGAGGACACUCAACAAGGUGUUUCCGAGAAUGACAGUGGCAUUCAGAUCACAUGCUUCAGUGAAGUUGUCAACGAUUCAACUCUUCAUUUUCAAAUAAUCCGCCUCCAAAAGCAGAUCUAUGCAUGGAUAGGUUGUAACUCUUUGAAGCUGGGACGUCUCUAUGCAGCUGCAUCUACGCGACCUGCCAACCUUGUUAGUGUGACUUCUAUACUCGGCGGAGCUUCUGAUAAUACAGGGUCUGGGAUUGCUAGAAGAUCAGUCGUAAAGACGGGUCUCAACAUCAUCCUUGCUUGCAAUAUCCCGAAAAAUAACCCCAUGCUCGAGGCAGAUGCUGAGAGACUAUUGAUACAGAAGCUAGUCAGCCUGGGGUACAGAAGGCCUAAACCUGACGGGUCGUCUGUGUGAUGAUGUAUUUACUUGCUGUUGCUCAUUCAAUUUCAGUGGGGAUCGCACCGUGAGUGAAGUCUUUUUUUCUCCUUUUGUCUAGUUCUCUGGGGAAGUGCAUACUCCAGCUUUUGUUUCUUAGUUAUGGAUGCCACUUAAAUUACAAAUUCUUCCUCAUGAUUGGAGCAAUAGCACAUACUAUAUUUACACUUGUAUGUUUCCAAGGUUUUCCCUGCAUUGUUGUGCUCAAAAGUGAGACUACUCAUCAUCAUACAAGCUUCUUAA